Kluyveromyces lactis is the source of this 1737-nucleotide messenger RNA. It is a transcript of the gene SIA1, whose product is annotated as Sia1p. Gene Ontology annotation, cellular component: cytoplasm. Lineage: Eukaryota; Fungi; Ascomycota; Saccharomycetes; Saccharomycetales; Saccharomycetaceae. Gene Ontology annotation, molecular function: phosphoprotein phosphatase activity. The coding region runs from base 1 to 1737 and encodes 578 amino acids. The record is from RefSeq and is a predicted model, not a curated record. The transcript has a single exon.
AUGUUUCGUAAUAGAAGGAUCUUACUUUAUGCAAGGCGAUUCUUUCUUGUAUGGAUUUGUUUCCUAUUUAUAACAUCAUGGAGUUUGAUCCAAAGGCAUCUGAAGAACUGGUUGGUGCAAGCACCAGACCUUAAAUUGUCGGGAUCACUACAAGACACUGGGAUCAAGGUACGAGAUGUUAGGAUAUCCAAAUGUUAUUCUUGGUUUAGCAACUGCGAUGCGAUUUGGGAUUACAGUUUACAGGAUGAUUUAGUCACGUGGUAUCGCAUCGAUAUGGGGAAGAUGCAAGACACCUCUAUUGGACAAGGCUUUGGGUGGACAAGUUAUGUUUAUUGGCAGCCCUUAUACCCAAACGAACGUGGAUCGGCUGUAGUAGAUCUUGCUUUGAGUAGAAAUGGACUUCCGUUGGGUUUAGCUAAUGAACGGUAUAACAAGAUCAAAAAUAAUGAUAUCGACGGGUACCAUGUUCAUUCUAAUACGGACAAUGAGUUCUAUGUCAAAGAUGACUCGUCAAAUCGAUUCAAUCCCGAUAUGAAGUGGUCUGCGAAGUUUGGAAACCAUUUAGAGGAUUGGUUUUGGAGGGGUGAUGGGAUCUGGUGUAAGUACGGCCGUAGAUCCAACGGUAUCAAGGAAAUCAAAGCAUUUAUCGGAGAAGACUUCAUUGAAUCAAGACCAAUGUGGAAAGAAAUGGUGCAUUGUUUGCACAGAGAGGGUUACUCGAAACCCAUUUCCAUCAGUUUCCAAAAAUCUCGUCUUGAUGACUUCACUUAUGGUAAAGAGAAAGAUUUGAGUCAGAUCUCAGAGCCAAGCUUGGUUAUGAAACGUGCCGAUUUCAAGAUCUUACAAAUAAGUGAUUUACAUUUUGGCAGACAUAUCGUCUCAGACUCCAGAAAAGAGAAACCAGACUCAAUUUUUAGGUACGAUUGGCCUAAUGUCCAAUUUAUUCAUUCCGUUAUUAGAAACGAAAGACCCGAUUUAGCUGUCAUUACAGGCCAUAUCUUUAAAGAUUUCAACAAAAAUUUAGACUAUGAAAGUCAAAUAUUAAAGAUGGUAUCUCCCAUUAUCAGCAAUGGGAUUCCAUUUCUUUUCACUUGGGGUGAACCCCAAGUAACAACCGAGUUUAAGGUUAACAUUUUAAACUUCAUCAAAUCUUUACCAUUUUGUUUGAAUAAAUUUGACCUCAAAAAUUCAACUUAUUUGAUGCUCCCACUGCUACUACCAGCUAAGACACCUGGCAGUCAAAAACAAAUUGGUACUAUAUUUGCAUUCGAUUCAAAUGUAACAGAAUCGUACAACUUCUUAGAUAAAUUUCCACGAUCACCACAAUCGGUUUACAAUCUAGCAUUUCAGCACUUACCGCUCCAUGAAUAUCGCCCACAGGGUUCAUUUGCACUAAUUGGAAAUUACGAACAGAAAGGCUCACUUGAUUAUAUACCUCACACUAAAGCAUUCAGAAAUCUUUUAGGGGAAAAGGACAUCAAGGCUAUUUCCUGCGGUCAUGAACAUGGCAACGAUUGUUGCGUUCUCUCAGAUGGGAAACAGCAAAAUCUCAAGAACAAUAUGUGGCUAUGUUAUGGUGGUGUCACAGGUUAUGAUCAAGCAUACGAAUCUAAAGUAAGAAUUUUCAAAAUUGACACCGAGAAAAAUGACAUCACUUCAUGGAAAAGAUCUAUCAAAGAUACGUCUAAGGUUUCUGAUUAUCAAUACAUUUGGAGUCGUACCCUAAAUACACAGUAG